This is a messenger RNA of Rhipicephalus sanguineus (brown dog tick), 681 nucleotides long. RefSeq lists its product as uncharacterized. NCBI's taxonomy places the organism in Eukaryota, Metazoa, Arthropoda, Arachnida, Ixodida, Ixodidae. Bases 16 to 624 code for a protein of 202 amino acids. The record is from RefSeq and is a predicted model, not a curated record. The transcript has 2 exons.
ACCCAAAUCUUCGACAUGAAGUUUUUCGUGACCGCCCUUGUUGCUCUGAUGGCCUGCGUCGCCUUUGCCGAAGAGGCGGCUAAGAAAGACGAGAAGAAAGACGUUGAAGCACGGGGAGGAGUGCUUGGCGGCCUCGGCGGAGUCGGCUACGGCGCGGGUCUCGGUACCGGUCUAGGCACUGGUCUCGGCACAGGCUUCGUGGGCAGCGGUCUCGGCGGUGUCGGUCUUGGAGGCGCCGGUCUUGGCGGCGCUGGUCUUGUCGGUCCCGGCCUCGUGGGCGGUGGUUUGGGCCAUGGUGUGGGCCACGGAUUCCAAUCGGGCUUCGGCUCCUCUGCCGGAGGUCAGCAGGGUGGGUAUCAGGGUGGUGCCGCCGGACAUAACCUCGGAGGCGCUGGAUUCGCUGGAGGCGCCGCUGGCAGCAAGGUGAACUCGUACAACAACAACCAGGGCUACAGCCACACCUCCGGCUUCUCCUCUAGCGACGGCAAGACCUUCGGCGCUGGCAACAAGCAGGGAUCUUCUGGAUUCCAGGGAGGCGCAGGUGGCCACCAGGCCGGUUUCGGACAGAGAGGCUUCGGCGGAGCUGGAGGUGUCUCUGGCGGUGGCCUCGGCAUCCACGGCUAGACGACUGCUGUCCACUUGACAUCGAAUGUCAAUGUGUUCUGCUACCACAAUUGGCUU